UAAAGAAACUGUCAUCUCUAAUACGCUAAAAGGCUAAACAAACAUCGCUCAGCUGUGCGAAGAGAUUUGAAAUUUUCAAAACAUUAACUUUCAUGCUUAGUACAUCUUAGGCAUUAAGUAAAAAGCGGAUUUGCCUAAUGAGCAAUGGAAAAACAUUUGGGACGUCGGUAAGGCGCUCACAGGAUCAACAAUCAAUGGCCAGGAUUUACGGACUCGGUUCCAGCAACGGUGAAGUCUCACAACUGGAAAAUGUGUCUUCAAAUUCUGGAAUUUUUGAGGUAACGAAUGAAGAAACCGAUCUUGGUUCAUAUGGAACGAUGGAGCAAGAUUUAAAGUUCAAAAGGAGAAGAUUGCAUCGCCCUAAUACCGUAUGGAAGAGGAAGGACCUGCUUAACGAAAAACAGAUGCCACAAACACGUCAGGAGCUUCUCCAAAGUAUUGGAGAGCAAAGGGAGAUCUUAGGGGCUUACUUUCAAAGACUGAACGAACAGAAGGCGGAAACCAGUACUUCUUCUGCUACAGCGAUUGGUUCUUCUUCAGCUACAUCUAUUCCCGUAACUCCUCCGCGUAAUAGCUAUGAUCUGUUCUUCGAAAGCGCCUGCAUCAGCGUUAAAAGUCUUCCACCAAAACUUGCGGCUGAGGCCAAGAGCCGUAUAUCGCAGAUCAUCACCGAGUUUGAGAUCCGCGCCAUUUCACAGCAGGAGGAGCGGCAGGCGGCGGCUCAACAGGGACGCCAGCAUAGACUGGAUGAAACAGCUGGCGUCGUUUAUGAAUUUCAUCCUUGCCCAUAAAGUAGGUGGGGAGUUUGCUGUUUGGGCGCUCCAGCUCAUACAUUCACAUCAAAUUUUCUUUUUGGCGAUUUCAACUCCGGAUUUUCAAAAUUCUCAAUUAAAAAUUAGAGUAUUUUACAUCCAGUCCAACA
Molecule: messenger RNA, 922 nt
Organism: Drosophila ananassae
Lineage: Eukaryota; Metazoa; Arthropoda; Insecta; Diptera; Drosophilidae
Product: protein suppressor of variegation 3-7
Exons: 2
Coding region: 138-791 (217 amino acids)
Molecular function (GO): DNA binding
Source: RefSeq, a predicted model, not a curated record